GCUGUAUCACCUCCCAAGAACUCUUUGCCGCUGAAACUCGGAAAGCCGGUCGUUUUUGACAGCACCGUCCCGCACUUCUACAGCAUAGAAAAACCAAGUGCCUCAAGAAGAAGUAGAACAAUGGGCACCAAGAAGAUGAACAAACCCGCCGCCGCCCUCACCGCAGUCGCCCUUCGCGUCGAUCUAUCAAAUGCAAAUGUGUCUGGGUCUGGAAGGUUGCAACUUGUCAUGCUAAAUCUGAUUCAUGCAAAGAGUCUGUGUUGCGUGAUUACUUACCAACAGCCGUCCUUUUUUACCAAGCUGAGAGGGUAUUUCUCAGGCAGGAUAGGCAUGAUAGAGAUCUCACAGAAUUUGUCAUGCUAGGUGCUGCAUUCCAGACCUCAUGAGUCAUAGAGCACCUGCAUGACAAACGUGAGAAUCUUCCAGACCCAGACAUAUGUGCAGUUGAUACGAUCUUUGCGGACCCUGCGCCGCGUCCGCGGUGAAAAAUCGGCUGUACAAGUCAAUUAUGGAUAGCAAAUAUAUCUGGGUCUGGAAGAAGACAAACCUGUGAUGCGCAUUUCAGAACAUAGAAAAAUCUCUCAUGCAUAAGUAGCAAAAGCUGCCCACUUUCUGUCACCAAAAUGGGGGACUUGUCAUGCGGAUUCGGCAUUGCGGAAGCUCCUCGAGACCUGUGAUGCUAGAGCUUCCAUGCCAGCCCUUCUGUGUCAUGCAAAAACAGCAUGACUCUUCCAGACCCAGACACUUUUACACUUGAUAUCAAUCGGAAAUCCUCUUUUCUCGGUUUGCACCGCC
Molecule: messenger RNA, 795 nt
Organism: Amoebophrya sp. A120
Lineage: Eukaryota; Dinophyceae; Syndiniales; Amoebophryaceae
Source: the annotation of a GenBank genome assembly